This is a messenger RNA of Dromaius novaehollandiae (emu), 774 nucleotides long. Its product is annotated as iron-sulfur cluster assembly 1 homolog, mitochondrial. Gene Ontology annotation, biological process: iron-sulfur cluster assembly. NCBI's taxonomy places the organism in Eukaryota, Metazoa, Chordata, Aves, Casuariiformes, Dromaiidae. The transcript has 4 exons. The record is from RefSeq and is a predicted model, not a curated record. Gene Ontology annotation, molecular function: 2 iron, 2 sulfur cluster binding. Gene Ontology annotation, cellular component: mitochondrion; cytoplasm. Bases 95 to 484 code for a protein of 129 amino acids.
GGAGGGGGCGUGGCGCGCGGUGUGUCGUCACGGCGUCACGUCGGCGGUGCCCAUGGCGCAGGGGGGAGGCCGGGGCUGAGGGGAGCGCGGGGCCAUGGCCUCGUCGGUGGUGCGGGCCACGGUGCGCGCCGUGAGCAAGAGGAAGCUGCAGGCCACCCGCGCCGCCCUCACCCUGACCCCAUCAGCAGUUCAGAAGAUAAAACAGCUUCUUAAAGAUAAACCUGAGCACGUAGGCGUGAAAGUAGGUGUUCGUACAAGAGGAUGCAAUGGACUUUCUUAUACAUUAGAAUAUACGAAAUCAAAAGGAGACUCUGAUGAAGAAGUAGUUCAAGAUGGGGUUAGAGUGUUUAUUGAGAAGAAAGCACAGCUGACACUUCUAGGAACAGAAAUGGACUAUGUAGAAGACAAACUGUCCAGUGAAUUUGUCUUCAAUAAUCCAAACAUCAAAGGAACGUGUGGCUGUGGAGAAAGCUUUAACAUAUGAAAUCUCAGGACUGUUACUUUGACUUUGAACACCACAAAACACUUGCUGAGUAUGUGGCUUUCAAAAGUAAAUGUGUUUUCUUCAGGUUCUUAGGCUGUGUAAAGCGUGGAUGCCGUUAAGGAAAAUAAAGUUAAUUCAUUUUGAAAAAGUAAAUCGUGUGUUAAAUUCCAGCACUGAUGUAUUUAUGCUGUAAUUUGUGGUGAAUUGGGAUCCAGAAGGUAAGAACAGUAAGUGCUGUAGCAUUUCUGUAUUUUCAUAUAUGAAAGAAAUAAAAUCUCACUGUUCUUUUC